UUCAUCUCUGAUCCUGCGACUUCAUGAGGCUUGCCAUCGUAUAUCAAUAUCCCAACGUCUAGUUACUGUUUACUAGUGACCGCUGAAGCACCUUGCAGUUCAAGGCCGGAUUUGGACAUGACUUGAUCCCAGCACCUUCCGGGGUUCCCCGUUCCCCGCUUUCCUCUCGCCACGUUUCCUCUUGCCUGUCGUUGCUGCGUCCACUAUGCCUCGCUGAAUUCUACUCUAAGGUUUCGCUUAACGACCCCAGUUCCUAUAAUAACGAGUUCGUGAAAGUUGCGGAAGUGAAUCAAAUUUGGACUACGCUUAAUGGCACUUUUUUCUUCCCGCCCAUCGCGACUUAUGGCGCGUUCCGUCCAAAUAAUUCUGGGAAGAGAUACUGUCGAGUCGCCGGAGCACACAGACUCUGAUGACAGCGACAGCGAUAGCGACGGUGUUCAUUCUGAUGGGACAAUUGAGGACGUCGACUCCUAUCCGAGAUGGGGGCUGGGUCACCCGCUGCAGCGCAUGGUUCGCAUAGAAAGUAGCGAUGACGACGAUGUGAGUUCGUAUUACAGGAGCGGUUGGUCGUCGUGUGAUUCAGAGUCCGACUCGUCCACCUCGACCAGCUCGUCUGUCAUCUAUGAUAUCGACUAUGAGAGCCUUAUCGAUGACCUGUUGUUGAAGAAUCCUGGUCUUUACGAAACAAACAGUCUCGUCAUGGUAGAACCAUCUACUCCUACAUCCAAUGACUCCCUUAUGAUAAAAUCGUUGUCGCGAACUUCUCCAGAGCUCUUCCUUAUUUUGGAAUAUAAUCACCCAGAAUACCGCGCGGAUCCCUGGAAUCCCUUUCCUCACAUUCUUUGCGUGGUAGAGCGUGGCGAGAAAGUAUUCCUUUGCCUGCAACGAUUAUUCCAGUUUGACAAACCUCCGUUCCGAAACGUGGCCAACUAUCUUGACUUCUUCAGACAGUCAUUAGAGGGCCUCACAUUUCUUCAUGAACACUAUAUAUCCGAACUUUCGUGCUUCAACUCUGCCUCUUUCAUGGUAGACAUUGGUGCUGGCACCUGCUCUCCUGACUCAGUGGAGCACUUUGACCGCUCCAGAUUACCUGUCAAAUACUACUAUGCCAACCUCUCCUCCGCCGUACAGGAUACGGACCACUCGGAAGCAAUCUAUAAAAAAGACGUCAAGGAAUGUGGAAUGAUGAUCGACCGGCUGCUGUUUAAUCUACCCAAGGUCGGAUCGAAACUCAAAUCUCUGGUCCAUGCGAUGAUUUCCGGUGGAUUCGGCGCGGAUGAUGCGAGGAAGCUGUUUGAAGCACUUUGCAAGUCCCUAGAAUCGCCCGUAUUUGACCUCCCAGUUCCACCACGCGACUUGAGCAUGCCCUUAAAUGCGUCCACGAUGACACGUACGCUAUCGCAUCCUGUCACAAGCAAUUACGACGCCAGUACGGUAACGCUGGUUCCGCCGCCGCAGAUCACUAGAUCCCAGUCGAAUCCUAAGCCAUUUUGAUUUCUCUUCCUUCAUUGGAUGUGUAUCACGCAUAUUCCUACCCUAUACUUCUAUAGAUCUACUGUUUGAUUAUUCUUAUACCUGUAACGAGGACGAGGAUUAGAUGCCAAAAACGCGUACACUUUUCGUGCGUAAUAUUAUUUUUUUUAACAUCGAAACGUACUUUCCUAUGCAGGAUCUGGGGCCACUAACAUGAACGUUCCUGCAAUGGGGUUUCGAAGCCCAACCGCUGCACCAAAUUCGCUGAUGUUGAACAGUGUCCUAGGUGUAGUAGCGUCAACGAG
Messenger RNA from Guyanagaster necrorhizus, 1778 nucleotides. RefSeq lists its product as uncharacterized. Bases 310 to 1494 code for a protein of 394 amino acids. The transcript has 5 exons. The record is from RefSeq and is a predicted model, not a curated record. NCBI's taxonomy places the organism in Eukaryota, Fungi, Basidiomycota, Agaricomycetes, Agaricales, Physalacriaceae.